CACUUUUGCUAAUGACAAAUUCUAGUAAUUUGUGCUGUAGCAGGAGGCUUAAACAAUUCUAAUAUGAGUUCGGGUUCAACUUGUGCUGUUGUUGGCUGUCACAACAGCUCCAGAAAACUGAAAGACGAGCUAGAAACGUAUUGUUUUGCACAUCAACAACUUCGAAAGGCCUGUGUGUGCCCAGCGCGUUACGAACUGCACUCCAUGCCGAGGAAGGAGGAUCGAAAACGAGCGUGGCUGGCAGCUUUAAAACUCAAAUACCCCCCGAAGAGAGUUUAUGUUUGCUCCUUUCAUUUUAUUGAUAAAAAGCCCACAGAGCUUCACCCCGACCCGGAGCUCUAUCUGGGCUAUGACCGGGCCCCACCAAAGAAAAGAAGGCAGCUCAUCCGGACCACUGUGAGCCAGACAGCUUCCAGCAACAUCGACAAAACGGCCGAAUCUGUUCCCGAGUGCACCGUAGAUUCACCGUCAGUCAUCCCAGACCUGGCUAGCGUCUCCACACAACCUCCUGGGCCACAUCUGCACUCAGUCCACACACAGUGGGAGGACCCUUCGCUAAAAGAUCAUCAUCAAUACUGCAACACGUCUGGCAGAAAAGAUGUCCAGGACAAGACGACUCAGUGUGAUGAAGUUGCAUUUUUUCUUCUACAAAAUGACGCAGACGCUUUGCUGUACACUGGUAUAGCGUUAGAAACAUUUAACACUCUUGUGUCAGCACUGGAAGGAGAUGACAACAAUGAAUUUACAAUGCCUGUACAAGAUCAAGUCCUUAUAACACUUAUGAAAAUAAAGACUAAUCGUGUCUGCAGCCCUUAA
Messenger RNA from Nematolebias whitei (Rio pearlfish), 816 nucleotides. RefSeq lists its product as uncharacterized. Bases 64 to 816 code for a protein of 250 amino acids. The record is from RefSeq and is a predicted model, not a curated record. NCBI's taxonomy places the organism in Eukaryota, Metazoa, Chordata, Actinopteri, Cyprinodontiformes, Rivulidae. The transcript is spliced from 2 exons.